Molecule: messenger RNA, 846 nt
Organism: Penicillium alfredii
Lineage: Eukaryota; Fungi; Ascomycota; Eurotiomycetes; Eurotiales; Aspergillaceae
Exons: 3
Coding region: 1-846 (281 amino acids)
Source: RefSeq, a predicted model, not a curated record
AUGAAGUACAAAUUCAAUUAUCCGAGUGGCAUUGUGCCAACCUUUCCACAAAGCGAGCCUAUUCAUCAGGAAAUACCGCAGACGCCGCACCCCCUUAUCUAUAGCGGCACAGCGGCUGAGAGUGACCGCCCCAAUCAUGCCGAAGUGGCCAAACGCCCCCACAACCCUCCUCAAUAUUGUGCCAGAGUCGAAUCCCAAAGGCAGACACCCACCCGCGAGGACUUGGAAUCCCGGAUCGUCCAACUCUGGAAGAAUGUCUGGUUAGGUCUGUAUCAGGCCGAAAACAGAGAGAUCCGCUCUCUUUACAUUCGGCUCGAGGCGCUCUACCUGGGCACCGGAUUGACCCACAAAUUUCGACUAGGCGAGCUUCAUCUUCUCAACCGUUCUUUAAGUGAAUGGAGUAUCAAUAGCGGCAUUGCCAGCUUGAAGCUGUUCGAGAACCUGUCAUUCUUGACGCUUCAGUCUGUGGUCGAGAUCCUGGAGGCAUACAAGUGCGAGAUUGCAAACUUAGACCGGCUCUUUUCCAUUUUGCGGAAUUCCCAAACGAGUCUACAUGGGAACAAUGACCGCCAGAAAGCAGAGGUGGAAAAAGACUUCUUUGCGGUGUCAGCGCCAAUGGAGAGGAGAAUCAGGCAGUAUGAUAUUCGCAUGAACGUGUUGAACAUGGAUAUCUGUGAUGAGGCGAUGGCGCUCGGUGUUAAAACUCGGCAAAGGGGACAGCAUGUUUAUUAUCGAGCGUUUCCUAACCAGCAACCAGUCUUGGGAAUAGCCGCAGAUUUUCCUCUCUUGAGGUUCCGGGUUAUGUUCAUUUGUUUGAAGAAGAUCAUUUCACCGGCCUCUCUUUAG